This is a messenger RNA of Trichoplax adhaerens, 864 nucleotides long. RefSeq lists its product as uncharacterized. Gene Ontology annotation, biological process: signal transduction; regulation of apoptotic process. The record is from RefSeq and is a predicted model, not a curated record. Lineage: Eukaryota; Metazoa; Placozoa; Uniplacotomia; Trichoplacea; Trichoplacidae. The transcript has 3 exons. The coding region runs from base 1 to 864 and encodes 287 amino acids.
AUGGAGAAACAUGAAGAGGAUGCUAUUAAGGAAUGUUGGUCCGAACUUGUUAAGUCCAUGCCGGUAGACCAUAUGAAAAAUAAGCUAUUUUCGAAGCGUAUAUUAGAGAUAUCUGAUCUUGAAGCUAUUGACGCUAUGAAUACUACUAAUAAAAAAAACCAAGAAAUUCUAAAAUUAGUAACGCGAUCACAAUCUCCUGAAACCUAUAAUAUUUUCAUUACUGCUUUGAGGGAAAUCCCAACUAGAAAUAAUAUCUUAGCGGACAUGGUUGAAAAAUGUAAUAAAAAGAGCGUAUCUUAUAACUCAAGCAGCAAUACUGCGUCUGCCAAUAUAAAUGCAGACCAAACAGACUCUGUUGGAGUUGACAAAUCCUCUGCUUGCGGUGAGAAAUGGGACGUCUUUUUGAGUUAUUCGUGGAAUAAUAAAGACGAAGUAAAGAAAAUUAAGAGUUACUUGGAACAGCAAAAGUGGACAGUUUGGAUAGAUGAUGAUCGUGUUGCAGGUGGUCAGAAAUUGGAUUCAGUUCUUUCAAAUGGAAUUGAGGCAUGCAAGGUGUUCGUUCCGUGCUUAAGUAGAUCGUAUGCUAAUUCCGAUAACUGUUACAGUGAAUUGUCACAUGCUAAAGACCUCAAAAAGUUUAUUAUACCAAUCGUUCUUGGUGAUGUGGAUCCUAAAAACGGUGGUCUUAAAGGCAAAAAUGGUGACCUAAAUUUUAAAAUCACUGGCCUUACGUAUAUUAAGAUAAAAGACUUUGAAGAUAAAGCAACGACGAAUAAAAAACUAAAUGAUUUAAAUAAGGCAGUACAUCGCCGAUUAAUAGGAUAUGAUGAAGAAGCAUCCAGCGUCAACACGCCAUACAAGUAA